Messenger RNA from Naegleria gruberi, 1750 nucleotides. RefSeq lists its product as uncharacterized. The record is from RefSeq and is a predicted model, not a curated record. The transcript has a single exon. NCBI's taxonomy places the organism in Eukaryota, Heterolobosea, Eutetramitea, Acrasida, Naegleriidae. Bases 1 to 1728 code for a protein of 575 amino acids.
AUGUAUACUAAAGACCGUGUGGAAUAUUCAGAAAAUGAUUCAACCAAGAGGGACAGACCAAUGAAAAAGAAAACAGAUAAGACUCAUGAAGCAGUUCAUGUUGGUAUAUUAGGGGAUACUUCUCCUUCUAUGAAGGAUGAUAGUUGCUGUCAAAUGUUUUCCACUACCAGAGGUGUUGUAAAACAAUUACAUGAACAAAACAAAGACAAUCAAUUCACCAUUAUUGAAUUCAGUUCCAAGUGUGCAGUUCAUGCAAGAGUUUGUUCUGACUUGGAUACAAUCCUUGAGAAAGUGCCAAAGGUUAGAACUGCUAAUCUUGGAGGAGGAACCAAUUUAGGUGGUGCCUUCAAUGAAGCUCUGAUCAUUAUCAAGAAUGAAAUGACAGAUAAGAGAAGAAAGUUCCUCUUCGUCUUUACUGACGGUUUUCCAGAUGACAAGAUUGAAGCUAUUAAUCGCGCCAAUGAUUUAAAGCUGGCCAACGUUGACAUUUGCUGUAUCGGUGUUGGCUCUGGUAUAGACAAAUCAUUUAUCCAAACCAUCUCACCACAAAAGGGUUACCACAUCCAAGAAUGGUCCAAAUUGAAUGAAACUUUAGCUGAAAUUGUUUCUAAAGAGUAUGAGGAUUUUGUUAGAAUCAAGUUUACACUCAAAAACAGACCCUAUCAUAUUGGUGAGAAUGUAAAAAUCAUGGUUACAAUCAUAAAUGAUUCAGAUAAGGAAAUCCCAGCAGGGACCGUAAUCAAAUUUAAUAGAAACUCGUAUUUCGAUAGUAAGACUUUCAAAACCAAGUCUGGUGUUGACCCUGAAUCGAGUGCAACUUUUGAAAUUGAGCUAUAUCCAAAAGAUGGUGCAACUGUUAGGGAUAUUUGCAAGGAAUUAGAAUAUUCCAUCACAACUCCCUCUUCUAGUAUUAUCGAAAAGGGUCAUGUUGAGUUUUGGGCAAGUGAUUUUGGCUAUAAAGUGCUAGAAUAUAGACCACCUAAAUCAAGUAAGGUUUCAAAAUUGUACAUCUUCUCAUUUGGUAUUAUUGGAUCUGGAAAAUCAUCCUUUUUCAACCGUAUUGUCACAUUAGUACAUGGAUUAACCUUUAUACAAAACAAGCACACAUCAUUCGCAAUUACAGCUCCUGGAGGUGAUCAUGUUACCAAACGUCUUGAAAAGGUAUGCUUCUCCAAGAUCUUUCCUGAAGAUGAAACAUUGUGCAAUUUGUUUUUCCUAUUGGGUGAUUCUUUUGGAAUUUCAGAAAAGACCUUCACUGAGCCAACCCUGUUCCUAAGUUGGUUACGUGGACUUCUCGGAGAAUCAUUUGAGAUGAGUGAAUCCAUCAUGACAAAGCAAAUUGAAAAGUGUGAUGAAAAUCAAGUACACUGUAUCUUGUUUUUCCUUGCUCAGGGUGAUCGUGGUGAUAAAGAGCUCAUUGAAAAGCUCAAGAAGAUGUAUCAAGAAUCUCUUGGAUAUGGAUAUCAACCAUUGGUGAUUGUUACCAAGAUGGAUGAAGUGAGAGAACAAGAAACCAAAAAACAAGUUAUUGAGCAAGUUUCAACAUUGCUCAAUGUCAAUAUUGAUUCCAUCUUUGCCACUGAAAAUUAUCAUGGUGCCAAUAUGAUGAAUGAUGAGGCAGAGAGAAAUUUCGAAAUUGAUAAGGAAACUCUGGUCAUUCUUUUAAAGUUAUUCGAUAAGGGUGAUUUCUUUAUCAAGUCAAAUAACAUGCUUAUGCAAAAGAAAUAAACAAUCAGUAGAACUUGUACAG